AUGUCCCAAGCAUUCCGUUUCCCAGCCGGCCCAGCAAAGAUCCGAACUCUCUACAUCCGAGUCAAGCCAGCACCAACCAGUCUAUCGGAGCGACGCGCUGUCCUCCGCGCCCUCAGCCAACAUGGCGACAUUGAGAUGUUCAAGCAGCUCUACGACUCUUCCUCCUUCAUCUCCAUAGCAUCAUCCAAGAAUGUGGCUUCCAGCAUCGUUCGAAGGAGUCCUCUUCAGUUCGACGUCCUCGCUCGAAACUCGUUCGAUCCUCGUGUCCCCGAUUCCAUCCGACCGCCAUUACCGAUUGAUACAUCUACAGCCGUCUCAUUACCCACCACCGCUGCUAGGGGCACUAUCACGAAUUCAAACUCCAAACCCGGACAAACAGAGAAGCUCAAUCCACAACGGCUACCGCUAUCCCCGUCCGCAUUCAAGCUUCCAACACUGCCCGAGCGAGACCCGACCGCCUUCGUAACCAAGACCUUUAUGCUCGAAGCCUUCCACGCCCCCGAGUACCCGCACAAGGAACACAUCCGCAUGUCCCCGCUGUACGGGCCCUGGCCACGCGAAAAAGAUCCCGAUCCGUCUUCUUCUUCCUACGACACCUCCUGCGCCACGCCAUCAAAUAAUAAUAAGCUGACCCUCAACUCCGCCGCCCUGCGCGCCUCGGUGCCCCAAGAUAUGGCCUACUCCGGUCUGCACGACUGGGAGUCGGCGGGCCAAGAUGCCAUGGACAUUGAGGAGAUGACGGCUACUGAGCAAGGGAUUUCGGCGGACUCGGCGACGAUGGUGAAGACGUGGAGGGCGUUUUGGAGACAGAGGGUCGACAGAGGGGAUACGUUACAGUAUGAGGUUGGGACAAAAGGUGAUAUGGGCAGUGCGUAUAGCCAUAUCAUGAAGAGGAAGAUGAAGCAGCAGAAUAAGAAGCGUAUUCAAGAUAUGCUGUCUGUGUAG
Sordaria macrospora k-hell is the source of this 945-nucleotide messenger RNA. RefSeq lists its product as uncharacterized. NCBI's taxonomy places the organism in Eukaryota, Fungi, Ascomycota, Sordariomycetes, Sordariales, Sordariaceae. The record is from RefSeq and is a predicted model, not a curated record.